Molecule: messenger RNA, 3021 nt
Organism: Rhinichthys klamathensis goyatoka
Lineage: Eukaryota; Metazoa; Chordata; Actinopteri; Cypriniformes; Leuciscidae
Product: papilin-like
Exons: 20
Coding region: 1-3021 (1006 amino acids)
Cellular component (GO): extracellular region
Molecular function (GO): serine-type endopeptidase inhibitor activity
Source: RefSeq, a predicted model, not a curated record
AUGGAUUCUCUGUCAUGUGUCUGUAUAACAGCAAACCUAGGAGUGUGUCCAAGCACAAGAUAUGAAGCAGAAGUGUGUGCCUGGAUACGUUUCGUGUCGUGUGCCGAUGACAGUGACUGUGCCAACAAUGAGAAAUGCUGCAGCAAUGGAUGUGGACUUCAGUGUAUGGCUCCAGUUACAGCAAAGCCAGGAGUGUGUCCAAGCACAAGCUAUGUAGAAGUGAUGUGUUUCAUGAAGGGUGAAGAGUUGUGUGCCGAUGACAGUGAGUGUCCCAACAAUGAGAAAUGCUGCGGCACUGCAUGCGGUGGAACUCAGUGUACGGCUCCAGUUACAGCAAACCCAGGAGUGUGUCCAAGCAGAACAUAUGAACCAGGAAUGUGUGCCCUGAUACGUUUCGUGUCGUGUGCCGAUGACAGUGACUGUGCCAACAAUGAGAAAUGCUGCAGCAAUGGAUGUGGACUUCAGUGUAUGGCUCCAGUUACAGCUGCCUGCAGACUGCCUAUAGACGCUGGUCCUUGUGAAGCAUACAUGCCCAGGUGGGCCUUCGAUUCUGCUGCGGGAAAGUGUGUGUCCUUCAUAUAUGGAGGCUGCAAGGGAAAUGGCAACAGGUUCAACAGCCAGAAAGAGUGUGAGGAGUCAUGCGGAGUGAGAAACGUAAACCCAGGAGUGUGUCCAAGCAGAAAAUAUGAACGAGGAAAGUGUACCUUGAUACGUUUUGUGCCGUGUGCCGAUGACAGUGACUGUGCCAACAAUGAGAAAUGCUGCAGCAAUGGAUGUGGACUUCAGUGUAUGGCUCCAGUUACAGCUGCCUGCAGACUGCCUAUAGACGCUGGUCCUUGUGAAGCAUACAUGCCCAGGUGGGCCUUCGAUUCUGCUGCGGGAAAGUGUGUGUCCUUCAUAUAUGGAGGCUGCAAGGGAAAUGGCAACAGGUUCAACAGCCAGAAAGAGUGUGAGGAGUCAUGCGGAGUGAGAAACGUAAAGCCAGGAGUGUGUCCAAGAAGAAAAUAUGAAUCCGCAAUGUGUGCCCGGAUACGUUUCGUGUCGUGUGUCAAUGACAGUGACUGUGCCAACAAUGAGAAAUGCUGCAGCAAUGGAUGUGGACUUCAGUGUAUGGCUCCAGUUACAGCAAAGCCAGGAGUGUGUCCAAUCAGAAAAUAUAAACCAGUAAUGUGUCCCCUGAAGCAUUUCUUGCCGUGUGCCGAUGACAGUGACUGUGCCAGCAAUGAGAAAUGCUGCAGCAAUGGAUGUGGACUUCAGUGUAUGGCUCCAGUUACAGUAAAGCCAGGAGUGUGUCCAAGCAGAACAUCUAAACCAGGAAUGUGUCCCCUGAUGCAUUUCAUGUCGUGUGUCGAUGACAGUGACUGUGCCAACAAUGAGAAAUGCUGCAGCAAUGGAUGUGGACUUGACUGUAUGGCUCCAGUUACAGCAAACCCAGGAGUGUGUCCAAGCAGAACAUAUGAACCAGGAAUGUGUGCCCUGAUACGUUUCGUGUCGUGUGCCGAUGACAGUGACUGUGCCAACAAUGAGAAAUGCUGCAGCAAUGGAUGUGGACUUCAGUGUAUGGCUCCAGUUACAGCUGCCUGCAGACUGCCUAUAGACGCUGGUCCUUGUGAAGCAUACAUGCCCAUGUGGGCCUUCGAUUCUGCUGCGGGAAAGUGUGUGUCCUUCAUAUAUGGAGGCUGCAAGGGAAAUGGCAACAGGUUCAACAGCCAGAAAGAGUGUGAGGAGUCAUGCGGAGUGAGAAACGCAAACCCAGGAGUGUGUCCAAGCACAAGAUAUGAAGCAGAAGUGUGUACCUGGAUACGUUUCGUUUCGUGUGUCAAUGACAGUGACUGUGCCAACAAUCAGAAAUGCUGCAGCAAUGGAUGUGGACUUCAGUGUAUGGCUCCAGUUACAGCAAAGCCAGGAGUGUGUCCAAUCACAAACGAUGGAACAAUAAUGUGUUUAAUGAAGGGUGAAGAGUUGUGUGCCGGUGACAGUGAGUGUCCCAACAAUCAGAAAUGCUGCAGCACUAUGUGUAAUGGACUUGACUGUAUGGAUCCAGUUACAGUAAAGCCAGGAGUGUGUCCAAAGACAAACAGUGAAAUAAGGUGUAUCAAGAAGGAUGAAGAGUUGUGUGCCGAUGACAGUGAGUGUCCCAAAAAUCUGAAAUGCUGCAGAACUGCAUGCGGUGGAACUCAGUGUACGGCUCCAGUUACAGCAAAGCCAGGAGUGUGUCCGAAGACAAAGAGUGAAUUGGUAAAGUGUAUCAUGAUCGGUAAAGCGUUGUGUGCCGAUGACAGUGAGUGUCCCAAAAAUCAGAAAUGCUGCGGCACUGCAUGCGGUGGAACUCAGUGUACGGCUCCAGUUACAGCAAAACCAGGAGUGUGUCCAAAGACAAAGAGUGAAUUGGUAAAGUGUGUCAAGAAGGGUGAAGAGUUGUGUGCCGAUGACAGUGAGUGUCCCAAAAAUCUGAAAUGCUGCAGAACUGCAUGCGGUGGAACUCAGUGUACGGCUCCAGUUACAGCUAAGCCAGGAGUGUGUCCGAAGACAAAGAGUGAAUUGGUAAAGUGUAUCAUGAUCGGUAAAGCGUUGUGUGCCGGUGACAGUGAGUGUCCCAAAAAUCUGAAAUGCUGCGGCACUGCAUGCGGUGGAACUCAGUGUACGGCUCCAGUUACAGCUAAGCCAGGAGUGUGUCCAAAGACAAACGCUGAAGUGAUGUGUAAAAAGAAGGGUGAAGAGUUGUGUGCCGAUGACAGUGAGUGUCCCAAAAAUCUGAAAUGCUGCAGAACUGCAUGCGAUGGAACUCAGUGUACGGCUCCAGUUACAGCAAAACCAGGAGUGUGUCCAAAGACAAAGAGUGAAUUGGUAAAGUGUGUCAAGAAGGGUGAAGAGUUGUGUGCCGAUGACAGUGAGUGUCCCAAAAAUCUGAAAUGCUGCAGAACUGCAUGCGGUGGAACUCAGUGUACGGCUCCAGUUACAGAUACUAAGGUGUGCAGUUAUUUUCAGGGAAACACUAAAGUAGUUCCAGGCAGGUCUUGA